This is a messenger RNA of Suillus subaureus, 1014 nucleotides long. Its product is annotated as Alpha/Beta hydrolase protein. Lineage: Eukaryota; Fungi; Basidiomycota; Agaricomycetes; Boletales; Suillaceae. The coding region runs from base 1 to 1014 and encodes 337 amino acids. The transcript is spliced from 2 exons. Gene Ontology annotation, molecular function: hydrolase activity. The record is from RefSeq and is a predicted model, not a curated record.
AUGUCCUCACCACUGACUCGACUCACCUGGACCCCUGCGCAAGCAGCAGCUCUUCAUGGUAUCCGCACCGCAAUGGGUGCUUUCAAACCUACGUUUGGACAAGCCCAAUCACUUGCUGAGCGCGCACAGGUGCCCAGCGAAGGAAUCCCGGAAGGAAUUCACAUCUCUUGUGAAUUAGCUCCCCCUUCCCCUCAGAUCCCUGUAUCCAUUCACUCAACCUCGAUCCAACCGGGUCAGGUUCCCAUCUUCUUUUAUAAUGAUGCGCCUUCCGAGUCCUUUGCUGAUGUGAAGAAAGAUGACAAAGUCAUUCUUCAUAUGCAUGGAGGCGGCAACGUCUCCGGGCAUCCAACGGAACAGAGGUUUAUAUCAUUCUUCUCUCGCAUACUUUAUGCACUCGGGAAGAAAUUUGGAGCACAAGGAUCCGCUGCACCCAUUAUCGCAGCUCCUUCCUAUAGACUCGCGACAGUCGCCGAGAACCUCUUUCCAGCGGCGUUACAAGAUCUAUUCUCUGCAUACCAUCACCUGAUCUUAAAAGGCUUUACCGCCGAGAAUAUCACUAUCACAGGCGAUAGUGCAGGUGGAAACUUGGCUCUUGUCCUCACGUACAUUAUUUCACAAUCCACUCUCCCAAUGCCAGGACGCGUCGCACUCUUCUCCCCAGACGCAGACCUCACUUACGCCUCUUCCACCUCCGUACCUCACGAUAUCAUCGCUCUAUCAACCUACCAAGCCUGUUCUUCCCAAUAUCUAGGCAAUUUCCCUGCUAGCGACCCUCUAGCAUCAGGCAUCCUAAUUCCAUUCACUGCAAGCUGGCCGAAGACAUUGGUGUUGACCGGCACAGCUGAUAAUGUUGCUGAGAGCUCGCGGAGAAUCGUGAGUGGUAUUCAAGAGGCGGGUGGAAUAGCUGAGCUUGUGGAGUAUGCGGAUUUGACCCAUGGGUGGUGGAUGUUUCCUCAUGUCUUUCCGCAGUCGGAUGAUGGGUUGGAGAGGCUUGCAGUUUUUGUACACAAUUGA